UAUUUUUUCUAUUCUUUUCAAGAGAUAUGAAGUAUCUCACUUUUACUUUUAUCACUUUAAUAAGCUGUGCUAUUGCUUUACCCAUCACAACUUCAACAGAACCAAUAACCGCUGUGGAAGAAAAAGAGAUAUUAGUCCAGCAUGACAUUUUAGAUGAAGUGUUUCCAGUUCAAGUCGAUACAUUAGCUCAACUUAUUGCAACCCAUCUCCAGUUCGACCAUCUUGAUGCAGUGAUUAGUCGUACAGAUAAGGAGAUCGCAACUGAGUUCCAGCACCAUAUUCAAAUUAACGUCGAAGCUAAUGAGUUUGAUGAUGAACUCGUGUCGCACAACGCUAACCAGCAUACAAUUCAACAGCAAUCACCCACAUUAGAUAUGAUGGACUUGGAAAUUCUUAAAUCUCAGAUAUUUGCUGCUAUACAAGCCCAUACCGAAGGAAACUUACCUCUCACAUGGGACAAGUUGGCUGAUAAACUUAGCCGCCAAGCCAUAGAAUCGUAUCUUCGUACGUCAUUACUCGAAACAUGUGGUGGACAACAUGAAGUCGAAGACGUUAUAUUAUCUUCUUGUUUAAACGAGAAUGCAAUUCAACUUGCCACAAAUUUGGAUUCCUAUUUAACAAGUAGCCUAGAAUAUGUCUUUGAGGCUCUUGAUCAACAUGCACUACCCGAUUUGCUUCAACAUACCGCUCAAGACUUAAAGGGUAUCCUCAAGUAUUUCAACUCUGCAUUCCUUCAAAACGGAAAUAGAAAAUUCAUACUCGAAGUCGUACCUUGGAAUAGUGAUCCAACUGAUAUUCAUAACUUUAAAUCCAGAUUGUUGGAAAUGGCUGUUCACCCUUCUUUAGUAGACAAUGAAGAUGUUCAUUCAAUCGCUUUCUUUGUUGAAUAUGCUGCCAUGGCAAGAUUAUAAGUCAUAAGUAACAACCACAUCCAUAAUAUAUAUAUAUAAACUGUAUAAAUCCCCUCAACCUCAUUCUAAAAAAAAAAAAAUAUCAUACCCCAUUCAUUAUUCUAUUUCUGUUUCUUUUACAAAACAACCCACCUUUGUUUUUAUUAUUUAAAAUAGAUUUUUGUAAAUAAAAAUAAUAAUUACUUCAGAAUAACGCAUAAAUAGUCCCCGGACCAAAACAUAAUAAA
Molecule: messenger RNA, 1138 nt
Organism: Mucor mucedo
Lineage: Eukaryota; Fungi; Mucoromycota; Mucoromycetes; Mucorales; Mucoraceae
Exons: 1
Coding region: 27-911 (294 amino acids)
Source: RefSeq, a predicted model, not a curated record